UCUCCAGUGGCUCUAAUGUGGCACUUCAAAUCAGAUCGGGUUACCCGCAUCGAUCUGAAGGAGUUACAGUUUUGCCCUUGAAUUGAAUAUUAACCGUGUCUAUAAAUUAACCCACCCUGAACAGUCCUUCCCGCCAUAAUUCUUCUGAGAAAAAAAAGAAACAAAACAAAACAUGAAUUCUAAGGUCAGCUCCUUUUGCUUGAUCGUCUUCCUCCUCCUCUUCUUCACCUUAUCUCCCGCCGCAGGCGUUCGGCCGGAGCCCACCGCAGCUCAAGUUCAGCAUCCGAAUGCCCCAAUCAGAACUUUAAAUCCGGAUACUGAAACAGAGAGGGUUGAAGCUGAUGAUAUAUGUGGAGGAAUUAAAGAAGAAGAAGAAGAAGAGUGUUUGAUGAGAAGAACACUUGCAGCUCACGUGGAUUACAUCUACACCCAGAAGACCAAUCCUUGAGCCAUAGCCUCUCUUUCUCAUAAAUUUUGGAUUUCAUCUGUGUCAUGUUGUUUCAGACACAUAGUUAAUAUACACGGUUUGAUUAUUCUUUCAUGUUGGAGGAAAUUUUGUGGUUGUUUUAAGUUAAACCAGUACUGUAAUAUGUGCUAUAGAAGAUACUACUGAAAAUAUUAUUUUA
Molecule: messenger RNA, 626 nt
Organism: Hibiscus syriacus
Lineage: Eukaryota; Viridiplantae; Streptophyta; Magnoliopsida; Malvales; Malvaceae
Product: phytosulfokines-like
Exons: 2
Coding region: 173-448 (91 amino acids)
Biological process (GO): cell population proliferation
Cellular component (GO): extracellular region
Molecular function (GO): growth factor activity
Source: RefSeq, a predicted model, not a curated record